AUGUCUGCCAAAGUUUUAUCAGUGCAUUAUAAUCGUAAUAGACUUGGCGCUGCAUGUUAUGAUCAAGAAACGACUACAAUAUUUUUGCUGACCGAUUUGUUAGAGGAUGCGGAUGAUUUCCGGAUGAUGCAUUCUCUGCUGUUGCAAUUGGAACCAUCAAUUGUGAUUGUUAGUAAAGUGCAAGAUGUCAAUUUUCUCGCUAAACUGAACAAGUCAUGUUUUGAUGAGAGGAAUAACGUCACCACUGAAAUAUCGAACAAAGAAAUCGAAGAAGAUGCUGUGGUAAAUGAAGGAGGAACAGAUGAGCAAGAUGAUCUUGAUGAAAGUGAUAAAGAAGAAGAAAAACCUAUAAUUGCACUACAUUUAAUGCCAGCUGUCGCUUACAAUUUUGAGGAUGCUAAGAAACGCAUUUUGCCGCUUUUUGAAUCAUUUAAUUCUACUGAAGAAGAGAAUAAUCUCCGAUUAGCAUUUCGAUUAGAUUUAACUGCUACGAAUAUGAUUUCUUCUUUCGGCGCUUUGUUAAAAUAUUUGGACGCUGUACGGUUAGGUGUGGAAUUUGAAGAUAUCAAUACGAAAACACCAAUCACAACUAUUAAAACUAUUAUCCUAGAUGAAAUAGUGCAAGUGGAUGAUAGCUCCAAACGCGCCUUGCAAAUUUUCAAGGACGAAUUACAUCCGUCAGUUUGCAAAGCAUAUACAGUCGGUAGUACUCGUGAAGCGAUCAGUUUGUUUCGAAUGUGUAAUCGAUGCCAAUCAAAAAGUGGAGAAUCCUUACUUCGCUGUUGGUUCGAGCGACCGACGACAAAUCGAAAAACGUUAACAAAUCGUGUGGCAGCCGUCCAUUAUUUCAUACAAGACUGCAAUUUGGAUGCAGCUGAUUUCAUUCGAACACGGUUAAAGAAAAUUUGCAUUUUAAAGGGAAUUCUCAAGCGAGUGAAGUCACAACGUUUGUCACUGAAUGACUGGAAAAAUCUUUAUACGACGUGCAAUACAGCACAACAAAUUAUGGAUUACAUCAAAAAGCGCGAAAUAAAGCUUGCAUUAAUUGGUGAUGAAAUGACGAACGUUUGCAAAGAUAUUACUCGCAUUACAGCUGUCAUCUUUGAAGUUAUCAAUUUUACGGAAUCAUUUAUGGAAAAUCGAUUUGUCGUAAAUGCAAAUGUUGACGGAAAUUUGGAUCAAUUAAAGAACUUAUAUGCAUCGUUACCGGAAACACUGACACAUAUUGCAAGAAUGGAAGCUACAUCUCUGAGUGUACCAUCAUCGGUAUGCUAUAUACCAAUGUUUGGCUAUUUGUUAAUAGUACCAAAAAAUACGACAUUUCCAUCGUCUGUUCAGGACGAGAUUGAAAUUUUAUACGAGACGGAAAAUGCAAUACAUGUGAAAAAUAAACGAAUGCGUCAACUUGAUCGAGAAAUUGGUGAUAUAAAGAUGGAAAUAAUUGAUAUUGAAACAAAUGCAAUGCUAAAAUUGAAACAAUUUAUUUGCCAAUAUGAUAAAGCUAUCCGUCAAGCAGUUUACUUCUGUGCCAUGUUGGAUUGUAUCAUUUCACUUGCACUAACGGCCCGUGAAUAUGAAUGGUAUUGUCCACAUUACGUAGAUGAAUCUGUGAUUGACGUAGACGAUGGAAGGCAUGCUAUCAUGGAAUUGCUAUCAACUAGUAAAUUUAUUCCAAAUCCAAUCCGUUCUGGAGGUGCACAAACGAAGAUAAAAGUCCUAAUGGGACCAAAUGCAUCGGGCAAAAGUGUUUACCUGAAACAGAUUGGAAUUAUCGUAUUUCUUGCGCAUAUUGGGAGCUUUGUGCCAGCAAAAAGUGCUAUUAUCGGACCAGUGGAUCGUAUCAUAACACGAAUGCAUACGCUAGAUUGCGUAUUGGAUGGGAUGUCAACGUUUGCGACCGAUUUAUCGCAGAUGGCUGUAGCUUUGCGACGUGGAACUGGGAAUUCGCUAGUUUUAAUCGAUGAGUUUGGUAAAGGCACUGUUAUGGAAGCCGGAAUCUCGUUGCUAACGGCAUCAUUGAAUUAUUGGAUUCGGAAAGGAAAAAUUGACUGUCCACACAUUUUUGCUGUAUCUCAUUUCCACUCACUAAUUGAUCACAUUAUUAAAGAUGCCAACCUACUAUCGUUUUUGACUAUGGAUGUAGUGUUAAAUGAUGGAAAUUUCGACUUUCAGUAUAAACUUGUUGAUGGCUUUAUUGACUUUUCACACGCCUCAUAUGUUGCGUCAAAAAUGGGCAUUGAUAAUGAAAUUAUAAAACGCGCAAACCAGGUUCAUGAAUGCUUAAAAUGCAAUAUGCCUAUAGAUCCCUUGGAUGACGAUGGAGAAUUGCUAUUCAAAAUUGCACCUUUGUUGGAGAAUCUGAAGAAUACUGAUUUUACUGUUGACCUCAAAGAUUUUUUACAAGUUAUGACUGAAUUAUUGUUGCCAGCAGAAGAACGAAAUGUGGCAUUAAUGGAAAAAGAGAGUGAAAGUGAAAAUGCUGCUAAUGACGUAGAAAAUGGCUAUAAUGUUGACGCGGAAGAGAUCGAUUUAACACGAGGCGAUGAUAAGACAAUAAAAUUAGAGAACAGCGAAUCUCAUGCAUCCACUUCUGGAAUGCUACAAAAAUUAAGUGAUACAGCAGUUACUUUGACAGAACUUCUGGAUGAAGCAAGAGAAAAUAAUGAUACUACGUCGAAUGUGCUUGAGUCGUUUCUGAAUGCCACCGGAAAGUCAUCAAUAAUGAAGAAGAAACAAUUUGAACAUGCAAGUCUCAAAGUUCAAAUUGGAAUAAUUUACAUUUAA
Messenger RNA from Cercopithifilaria johnstoni, 2784 nucleotides. The record is from the annotation of a GenBank genome assembly. NCBI's taxonomy places the organism in Eukaryota, Metazoa, Nematoda, Chromadorea, Rhabditida, Onchocercidae.